Molecule: messenger RNA, 752 nt
Organism: Musa acuminata subsp. malaccensis (wild Malaysian banana)
Lineage: Eukaryota; Viridiplantae; Streptophyta; Magnoliopsida; Zingiberales; Musaceae
Biological process (GO): DNA-templated transcription
Cellular component (GO): RNA polymerase III complex; RNA polymerase I complex
Molecular function (GO): protein dimerization activity; DNA binding
Source: RefSeq, a predicted model, not a curated record
AUUCGCGAUGCAUAUUAGGGCGUCGAUUUGUUGCUCCUUCCCCCUUAAACCUCGACCGCACGCCGCUCCCGGAGCUUCCUCUCUCGCUCCUCGUCGCUCCACGCCAUAGCCCUCGGAGCACCGCGAAAAGGAGUUUGCUAUGGAGCAUGGCUCUGCGACAGAUUCGAGCUCCUCGACGUUUUCCUUGAUGGAUGAGGACCAUACGUUAGCGAACUCUGUCAGAUACACACUAAAUCAAGAUCCAAGGGUGAUAUUUUGUGGGUAUAGCAUUCCUCAUCCUUCAGAGAACAAGGUCAACAUACGAGUUCAGACUACAGGUGAUCCAGCAAAGGAUGUGCUGAAGGAUGGAUUUCAGAAUCUGAUGGUUAUGUGCCAACAUGUUAGGUCUACAUUUGGAAAGGCAGUCGAUGAUUUCAAGUCUUCUGAAGGAAUGAAGAUUGAUACUCCAUGAAAUCCAUCUCUUCACCCUGCCAGUGCUGAAUCGUGCCCUAUGUAAUCAGAUCUUCAUCGGUUGCCGUGCAACUUUUAUUUGGAUUAAUAUUUCACAGCUGGGUAUAACAAGGAAACGAGUUGCUUUAUUUGGGUUUAGUUUAACUAGGGUUUAGUUUAAAUAGGCUUUCUACCUGUAGCCCCCUUUUGUUUUUAAGAUGAUGAGAUCACUUGUGUUGCUUUUGUAAUAUCAUCCAUCCUUCACAUUCUUAUGCUUGGUUCUAUCAUUGCCCCAUAAAAAAAAGGGUCUCUUUACUUAGUGA